Molecule: messenger RNA, 2829 nt
Organism: Temnothorax curvispinosus
Lineage: Eukaryota; Metazoa; Arthropoda; Insecta; Hymenoptera; Formicidae
Product: regulatory protein zeste-like
Exons: 1
Coding region: 1-1959 (652 amino acids)
Source: RefSeq, a predicted model, not a curated record
AUGUGCAAAUUUCAGCUGUCACCCGAAUAUUUAGCCGUGUUGCGACAAUUCACCGGAACCGAACCGCAGCCGUACGCCACAAGACCCAAUAAUGCGCCACAGCGUAGGCCUCUUCCAGAUUAUGCCAAACAGCAGCAGACGUUGCAGCAGGCAUACUACAAUUAUCGCAAACCCGCCGUGGUUCCUCCGAGACCGAGACCUCAGCUACAUCCCCAGGCGUUGAUUCAAGCUGAGGCUGUAGCGCAAGCUCAGGCGCAGGUCCAGGCGCAAAAUCAUGCCGUGGCAUUGCAAUCGACGCGCGGGCCAUCCGGAGCGUCCACGUAUCAGGUAGAAUCGUACACCUCACCGAAGCUGGGCACGUUCGAGCAAGAGUUGCUACAACUGGUAUCCGCCAAUCAGGCCCAAGAGUUUAACCUGAUUCCGACGCAGCCUAAAACCGGCUAUCCGCAACAAGAGUACAUCAAAUCAACGGCGACCUCGGCGUCUCAUUUACCCGAGCAAUACCAUAUCGAAACUAGUCCGCCCCCUCGUUAUCCGCCGCAGCAACGAGUGGCGGCGACGUAUCAGUCAAUCGAGCAGCCGGUCCAAAUUCAAUAUCAAACGGCGCAACCGGCUGAUUAUUCGUCAAAGGGUGUCGAAGCCUUCAGACCGUCCCCGCAAUACGACUACGUGGAUGACGGCGCUCAGCUGAAAGCCCAGGCGGAAGCCGAAGCGAACGCCAGGGCUCAGGCUCAGGCCGAGGCGCAGGCCUUAGCUUUUCAGAAAAUCGCCCAGGCAUCGUAUCAGAAACAUCACGACGCUGCUCUAGAACAAAUCAGAAUUGAUCACGAGAGAUACAGGCAGCAGAGCGCUUUGGAACAAAUUCAACAAGGAGAUCACGUGAGCGAUGCCGGACGAGCUCACAUCGAGGGCCAGCUGCAACCCAAGGACCCAGAGGCCGCGUACAGGGCAAAGUUGAAAGCGCAGGCGGCUGCCGAGGCAGCCGAAGCCAGAAGACUUCAGGCAGCUGCUGAAUACAAGGCCCACUCCGAUGCCAUACGUCAAGUCGAAGCUCAGCAGCAGGCCCAUGUCAAGGCCCAGGAGAAGGCUCAUAACGACGCUUUGAACUUUGAGAGAAAUCAGUUGCGUGCCCAAGCCCAAGCUCAGGCGCUGGCGCAGGCUCAAGCCGAAGCGUUGUACAAAGUCUAUCAGCAGUCACGCGCCAAAGCCAACAGUGAGAUUUUGGCAGCCGCCAGAGCUCAGGCAGAGGCCAAGAAAGCAGAUCCUGACGGCACACCGGUCAUCCAGUACCUUUUACCUAGCACUCCCAAGCUCCCGGCACCUAAUAACUAUUUUACCAAUGACGACGUCAACAAGUAUCAGGCUUCCGGCUCCACCUACGCUUCUAGAUCGGUGACUAAACCACACUCCAGUGAGUCUACCAUUCAAGAGCAGGCUUACGUUCAACCUGUUAUCAAUCAACCUCGUCAAGCGCACAAACUCAAAGUUCCACCGACUCAGUCCUCCGUUUAUAUUUCUCAAUCGGGUCUCUUGAAAAAGUCGCCGGUCAAGUCCCUCACCAUCGAAGAGAUCGUCGAUCAAGGGGAGUUAAACAGCCCUCAAGUCAUACGUGUUCCUUCUCCUAAGGAACAGCAACAACCUCUGACACAGGAAGAGUUGUCCGCUCUAAUUAACGCCGGUUACAGCGUAACCCCGAUACCUCAGACGGUAAAGCCGACUCAGCCGAGCUACGUGCCGGAGAAUACCUCCGCCGUGUACUACUUGAAGAAACAGCGACCAGCGGUUAGACCUGAAUACGUUACGUAUGAGGAGGUUCUACAGCGAUCGCGAAGACCCAUUAGAAAGAAUACGCCUAUUCUGAAACCGGAUGACGCUAAUGCUAGUGAAAAAGUCACUUUUUUGGUGCCCUUGGAACCUAGUUUUGGCACCAAACAACCGUCGCUCAGAAGUAACGAGUGAUCGGUCAUCUUUAUCGUCUUCGUCGUUGUCGUUGUCGUUGUCGUCAAAAAAUGAUAAACAAAUACUUAGAGAAACCUGAACGCGUUACUAUUAGUCUAAAUCUAAAUUUAUUUCUCUUACAUUAAAUGGCAUAAUUUUCUUUCCCUCUUUUGUUCCAAACUUAUGUGGAACGAUAAGUGAUGCCAGUUAAAAAGAUCAAUGUUUACAAGUGCAAAUUUUUCUAGUUUCUAUUUCCGUUCUCACGACUUAAUUUUGAUUAGCUUCUUCGGCCUUAUGCCAAUUGGACAAAUUCGCUCUAAUACUAAUACCAAUAUCGAUGAUUGUUUUUAAUUUCCUUUUAUAAUUUUAUGACUAGUGAUCCUUUCUAAGCCUAUUUUUCGAUACCAGCUCGUAAACUCGAUAAAGAAGAAACGUUCUGGUUAUUUUUUACGCAAUUUCAGUUUUUGGUGUUAACAAUGCUUUCCGAAUGGUAUUAAAUAAAUUAAUAAUAUAUACACAAGUUUUUUACAUUAAAUUAUAAAUGAUUUUCUCACGAAAAAAGUCGAGAGACAAAAGAUGGAUAUGUUAAUAUCGUCCGGAGAGCGUAAAGUAAAUUUUCUUGUAAAAUUAUAAAUAUACUAUAGCAGACUUUAGAGAAAUCUGUAGAGCACAUUAAAAAAAAUACAAAUAUAAUUUAAAAGAAUAUUUUCUUGAUGAUGUCUAUGAUAACAAACAAAAUGUAAUUUAUAAUCGAAAGGCAUUUGCAAUAAAUCCGCCUUGCGCGAUAUUAUCUAGUAAAUAGUAAGUGCGACGGUGCUGAGUCGAAUGAUUAUUAAUUUAUACUUUUUUGUAAAUAUUAGAUUUUUAACUAAUAAAAAUAUAUUAAAACCA